CCUCUUUCAGUUGAAGAGAGAAGCAACAGCAGCUUAGCGAAUUUCGUUACGCUGCCUUCAUCGAACUGGAGCAUGAAGAUACAACUGUACUUUGACUGUCAGGAAUGCGAAGCGAAAAAUUCUGAUCAGCUCUGUCUUUGCAAUAAAUGUACCCCUCCCGUUACAUGAUCCAUCAAUGGAAGGACAAAUUCUACACGGAGCCGCAUUUGUACAUCGAUCAUACCCUUAUCUUCCUUCAACUAUAACUAGCCCGUUCCUUGCCGGAAUUCAUCCUCUUCCCCCACGCUCCCCUCCUCCUUCCUUUAUCCGUCCUCUCUUUUGCAGUACAGACGAUUAUCAUGCGCUUCGCAGCUUUCGUCCUUCUUUCCGCAAUCUGUGGAACUUCUGCGGAGGCCAUCGAAAGCCUCCUUAGGCGUGGCAGCACGACAGAAGUUUGCGCCUGUAUCUCCGAAGAUCUUCGCCUUGACUCCUACUUUGGUGGUCGAAAAGUUACGGCGGGUGUUUUGGAGGCUUGUAUCUGCGAAAGUGAGGUGUCUACCUUUGUUGCCGGUAACAGUGUUUGCAAAAAUGGCGUCGAUAUGAUCGGGAAAACCGUCAUCGAAGUUGUUGUCACUAAACUGAUCAAGAAUACCAGCAAUAAACAGACAUGUACAUUUCCUGAACACUCAACUCCUGCUUGCACCGCAAGUAAUAAAUGUGGUUUCACUUGCGGUGACGGCUACAGCGUGGUCAAGAAGAACGGUCAAUCCACUUGUGCGUGUGCGCACCCGAAAUCAGUUUGCAACGGCAAGUGCGCGUCCUCCUGCCCCUCUGGCCGUUCCCUUCCUGAAAAACGGGAUCAUCUUCACUGGGGUCAGCAAACCCAACGCACUUGUAGGCCUGGAUGGGCCGCGUGUGGUAUCGCUGGAGGGGGAGUGAGGCAAUGGGAGUGUAUCGAUAUAAAGAACGAUCUCGAGAGCUGUGGCGGCUGCCCCAUGGACGUCGUAGCUUCUGAUGGAAAGCCAGGUCUUGGUGUCGACUGCACUAUCAUCCCUGGGGUCUCAGACGUUUCUUGCCAGUCCGGACGUUGCGCUGUUGAAAAAUGCAUGCCUGGAUACGCAGUUUCCCGUGACGGCCGGCACUGCGUUCCUCAGGAAGUUAAUUCGUCCGAUUCGUCUCCUCAUUACAUCCACCAUUUCGAUAAUACCCCAACCCAAAAGGGCACGCUUGGCGGCAAAAUCGUCGCUGCUGCUGCUGCUGCUUUCGGUAUUGAACACUUGCCGUUCUCAGAUUAAAUUACUUUUUCAAUCAGAUUCAUCAGCCGUUUUUUUGCCCUAUAUUCGUUGUAAACCUUUACCUAUCCUUCGUCAC
Molecule: messenger RNA, 1350 nt
Organism: Lentinula edodes (shiitake mushroom)
Lineage: Eukaryota; Fungi; Basidiomycota; Agaricomycetes; Agaricales; Omphalotaceae
Exons: 4
Coding region: 339-1274 (311 amino acids)
Source: RefSeq, a predicted model, not a curated record